Molecule: messenger RNA, 3836 nt
Organism: Chara braunii
Lineage: Eukaryota; Viridiplantae; Streptophyta; Charophyceae; Charales; Characeae
Source: the annotation of a GenBank genome assembly
GGAACCAAGCCCCAACAGGGACCUAAGACACCUCGGAUCCCGUGCAGGCGACGCACGACCAUGGCUGCUACCGCUGACGCAAAUGAUCAAGCCAGCCCCAAGAGGCCGGUUACCCCUCCUGUCCCAGUUCAGCAGGCUGAUGAACCGCUUCUAGCGUUUCUCAAACGUCUCCAGCUCUACUCGGAGACCACGGCAGCUGAACUGAGCAAGUGGGAAGAGGAGGAAGCUGCCCGCCAGCAGGAAGUUCAACGCCAGCUGGCAGAGGCAGAGGCAGCACGUCAGCAGGCCGCAGCAGAAGCUGCAGCAGCCGAACGGUUGCAACAACAGCAGGCCGAGGCAAGUAAGAACCAACUUCGUUAUCAAGCUACAAUGGAGCUCGCCAAUGAAGAAGCCACAUAUCCGAGGAUACUCCGACAGCAGCACUUUCGAGCAAGCGAAGAACAAGAGGAGCCGACCGAGGAAGAGAGAAACAAGGUGGACACAACAGUUUUGAUGGAGAAUUUGCUGUACACGUGCAAUUGGCAGCAAUGUGAACUGCUGGCCAUGCGGCAGACGCUCAGCAACCGCGUUCAGCAACGACCGGCUGCUGUCGCCAAGGAAUGGAAGAUGUCGAACUUCAAGAUCGAGAAGUUCGAUGACUAUCACAAGAUUGAUCCGCUGCAAUGGUGGAUGGCAUUCAACGCAGAGGCGGACAUGCAUCACACUCCAGCACUGCGGCAGCUUGACGCACUCUACCUCCAACUCAUUGGAGGGGCGCAGGCCUUCAUGACGCACAUGGCGGUCACAUUGGAAUGCACCAUCGCCACCCUCCACACCAAGAUCAUGUGGGAGGAAUUCGAGAAGAAAUGGAAGACCCGGUUCAUGGUCAACAAUGACAAGCGUCACGCCUUGAACAAGAUCUUUCGCAUGUUUCAAGGCCAGCAACCUUCACGGGAGUGGCUGACGGAGUGGGAAAGACUCGUCGCCACCCCGGAGUUGAACUUCCCGUUCGACGCAAUCCGGGCCGAAUUCUUCGCUCGGUCAUGCGACGCCUUGACAGCUGCUCUCGGCAGCGAAUUCCAGUAUGAGACCUUUGAUGACAUGAUCUCAAAGGCAAGAGAACUAAUCCAAGUUAACCGGCGCGCGGCCAGCGAGGCCCGCCAACAGCCCAGUUAUGUGGAGAAAGGCAAAGGUCAACGGAUGCCACAAGUAGCAGCAGUCCAACAAGGACCAAGCAUGUCGUGGCUGCAAAGCGAAGAUCAUACGGUGAACUUCUAUCGACGCACCGUUCACGUUCGUGACCGGCGCAGCGAAUUAGUCCCAUGCACGGUGCCGCUUCCUCAUCCUUCGAUUGGUUGUCACGUGGUCUCCGCGGCGAGCAUUCGCCAAUCCAUUCGGCAGAACGACAUCGAGGAGAUGGGCAUAUGUUUUCUUCACGCCCUCCCACCCGGUGAUCAGCCCAAGACGGAUACGUCGGACCCACGCAUCAUUGAGUUGUUGGACAGCUAUGAGGAUGUCUUCCAAGCUCCCGCCGGAGUAGUACCGGAUCGGCCCAUAUGCCACGGGAUCACUCUCGAGGACGGCGCCGUACCUCCACGCGGAUGUAUCUACCGCAUGAGCGAAGAGGAGCUUCAAGUGCUUCGGGCACAACUAGACGACCUCUUGGCCAAGGGCUGGAUUCGCCCUAGCUUUUCGCCAUACGGUGCUCCCGUUCUCUCUUCGUCCACUACCGACGCCCGCUCCUUUCUUGGCUCAGCAUCUUACUACAUGCGCUUCGUCAAAGGGUUUCAACGAACCGCUGCACCAUUGUCGCGACUUCAGUCCCCCUUGGUGCCCUUCGAAUUCAACGACGAAGCCCGGCAUGCGUUUCAUACGCUGAAGACGGCUUUGCUCCAAGCUCCCGUCUUAAGCAUCUAUGCCCGGACCUUUCCUACCAAAGUGACUACGGACGCUUCCGGUUACGGCAUUGGCGCGGUUUUGGAACAGCAUGACGGUACAGACUGCCAUCUGGUUCAGUACUUCAGCCAAAAGGUGCCGCCCAUCAACACUCUUGAUAAUGCGAGGAAGAAGGAACUCCUAGCUUUUGUCACCGUACUUAAGCGUUGGCGUCACUUUCUCUGCCAGCGAUUCACGUGGGCAACGGACAACAAUCGGUUGACUUAUUACAAGACGCAAGACAUGGUGAGCAACACGAUCGGUCGGUGGAUGUACUUCAUUGACCAGUUCAACUUCACCUCCAAGCACAUUUCGGGCUCCUCAAACAAGGCAGAGGAUGCUCUCUCGCAAAGACCAGAUCUUUGCGCCUUGGUGCACUCCACAUUCGGCCUCAACGAGGACCUGCAACAGCAUUUCGUAAACGGCUACAAGUCGGAUCCGGGAUUCUCCACACUCUAUGCGGACUUAUCAUCGGAUCACCCGCCGACAAGCAAUUAUCACAUUGUCGACGGCUACUUGCUCCUCCAUACACGAGGCAAGGACUUGUUGUGUGUGUUCCCGAAGACCGCAUCUUGUGCACUCACCUCCUUGGCGAAUACCAUGAUUCGCAGCUGGCAAGACACCUUGGCGUCGCACGCACACUUGCACGACUCCGCCAGCAAUUUCACUGGUCGGACAUCAUCAGCGACGUCAACCGGUCUCUCCAUUGCUAUGGAUUUAACCGGUCCUUUCCCUCGCGAUCGCCUUGGCCAUGAUGGUAUUCUCACGGUAGUUGACCGUUUGAGCAAGUACGCUCGAUUUCUUCCUUGCAAGUAUCAUGCGACGGCUCCCGAGCUCGCACGACUUUUGCAUACUGGUUGGUUUUGCAGCCACGGCGUUCCGGAAGACAUCGUCAACGACCACGACACUCGUUUCAUGUCAGCCUUUUGGACGACACUCAAGGUGGAAUCCAGCACCAGCAUGAAACCGAGUUCCGCACAGCACCCUCAAACAGAUGGGCAAACGGAACGCGCGCACCAGACUGCGCAGAUGAUGCUCCGCACACUCAUCCGCCCGGAUCAGAAGGACUGGGUUGACCGCCUUCCCGACAUCGAGUUCGCCUACAACACUUCGGUGCACCCGGCAAUCGACGUGACUCCAUUCAAGUUGCACCACGGUGGACGGAAAGGACAUAUCUUCACAGACAUGUUGCUUCCACGGGCUGCCGAUAUCGACGCCGCUUGCUCCCCCGCUUCUACACUGAAGUACAGGGAACUGCUGGCCAAAGCCCGCGCAAACAUGCAAAAGGCUCAGGUCCGUAUGCAGCAGCAAGCGAACCGGCGUUGCAUCCCAUGUCCAAUCCGCGUUGGCGACUUGGUUUGGGUCACCUCCGAGGAAUUCGCGCUCGAGCAGCAUGUCUCGCGCAAGCUCCUCCCUAAGUGGUUUGGUCCAUGGAAGGUCACUUCAGCAGCUGGCGACGAUCCCGCGGGUCCAUCUUUCAUCACUGAGAUUCCCCCGCAUUUGACUGUCCACCCGAUAUUUCACACUUCAAAGCUGGCAGUCUACACUCCAGCCUCCGCAGCGGACUUCCCCGGCAGACGGUCACAGGACCCUCCUUCAAUGGAUGGUCAUCAGGAGGUCGACCGCGUCAUCGCCCAUCGCAAGCACGACAACAAGCCAAUGCAGUACAAAGUUACAUUCAAGCAAUGCGAUCCCGACGACACACGCUGGAUUUCACAAGCUGACCUGAAGGCGACAACACCCCUCAUCUUCGCGCAUUACGAAAAGCAGCAACUUGCUAAGGAAGCUGUCCAACCUGCCCGCCCCGUACGAACAUCAGACAGACAGCUUCGCCCUCGCGGUUAGCUCGGUCUUCAAGGGGGGGAGUGUGUGGCAUUCUGAGCCACACGGGUCCCAGUUAGGGGUACGGCAGUUCAGGCAGG